CACGACCUCCAAACCUUCACAAACCCCUUCUUUCGCUUCACCCCCAAAACUAGAGGAGAGAGAAAACUCGCAGAGAGAAAAUGGUGCAGAGGCUUACUUACCGUAGAAGGCAUAGCUAUGCCACUAAAUCUAACCAGCAUCGCAUCGUCAAAACUCCUGGUGGGAAGCUAGUCUACCAGACUACCAAGAAGAGGGCUAGCGGUCCUAAAUGUCCUGUUACUGGCAAGAGAAUCCAAGGGAUUCCUCACUUGAGACCCACCGAAUACAAGAGGUCAAGGUUGCCUAGGAACAGAAGGACUGUGAACCGUCCUUAUGGUGGAGUUCUGUCCGGUAGUGCUGUUAGAGAGCGGAUCAUAAGAGCAUUCCUCAUUGAAGAGCAAAAGAUUGUGAAGAAGGUUUUGAAGAUCCAAAAAGCCAAGGAAAAGGUGGCUGGAAAGAGUUGAAAAUAGACGCCAUUUAUUUGAAUGGUAAAUUUUGGUGCUUCAGUGAAGCAAAUCUUGGGAAUGUGAGGUGUCUUGAGAAUUGGAUUUGUAUCUUACAGUUGGAUAAUUUGAGCGUAGUUUCUAAUAGAACUUUGUCGACAACUCUAGUUUUCUAUGUUUGUUCUCUUGAUUUUAUGUCAAAUACAUCUAAGAUGAAUGGUUUGUGCAAUAUUAGAUUAUUGUUUCCCUUUUA
Molecule: messenger RNA, 675 nt
Organism: Spinacia oleracea (spinach)
Lineage: Eukaryota; Viridiplantae; Streptophyta; Magnoliopsida; Caryophyllales; Amaranthaceae
Product: 60S ribosomal protein L34
Exons: 4
Coding region: 81-443 (120 amino acids)
Biological process (GO): translation
Cellular component (GO): ribosome
Molecular function (GO): structural constituent of ribosome
Source: RefSeq, a predicted model, not a curated record